Strongylus vulgaris is the source of this 476-nucleotide messenger RNA. The record is from the annotation of a GenBank genome assembly. NCBI's taxonomy places the organism in Eukaryota, Metazoa, Nematoda, Chromadorea, Rhabditida, Strongylidae.
AUGAAGCUAUUUGGCCCGGGCUAUUACCGGUUCGACAUCCUCGUUUUGUUCUUUUAUCAACUGAACCACUUCUUUGGUGUACAACAACUAUUCCCAAUUUUCCUCAACUACACUCCGAAAACCGUAUGUGAAGGAGAACGAUGCUUUGAAGUACCGAAGAACAAGUGCAUAGAAUGUCCAGACUGCCCGGAUCUUUGCGCUAACGCCACUACGCCGGCUGCUAAGGCUGAAUGUGUCAAUAAAUACUCGUUUGCUUACUUCAAAUCUGCAGCAAUGGAAUACAGAAUUCCCUGCAAACCUGGAUGGAAAAACUUCCGUCCUGCUUUCGCACAAUAUUUUGGCGUAUUGGUGGGUAACCUUUUCUUGGGAUGGAUCGCCGAUGCCAUUGGACGUCGUAAAACCUACAUUCUGUCUCUUGCUAUCGGUAUACCGGCUCUAGCACUAUCUGGUAGGUUCAGUGAAAUAGUUCUCUAAUU